AAGUCGCAUUCAAAUGAAUAACAGUGGAGGUCGUUUGAUGUAAAAUGUACCAACACAACGCCAGCACUGCACACCGAGGUCAAAGAUGGCGUGCAUUUAUGUUCUCUGUCAGGAUUUUGAAACAUUUUUGACGACAAGGAAUUGUUGAGACAGAGAAAUACCUAUUUAUUCCAUUACCUGACUAAUAAGUGACCUCGUGCAAUUUAUAAAUGAUUAUUCAUCAAUGAAUGGGAGUAAUAAAAACUAUCUCCGACGUAUCUAGUCGUAUCAAGAGUGCAGUGGAAUAGAAUAAUAUAACCUAUUUGCUCCGAAACCAGUUGAGACUUUAUUUGACAAAUGCAUAACCUAAGUUGGAUUGAACCUUGAACUGAUGUUUAAAUAAAGAAAUAAUAUACAAGUUUAUUGCGUGGGAAUAAAGAAUUUAGAAAAAUUACUAGUUAUGUUGAAAACACUGGUUAUUUACUCUGGUACUCGAUUUUCCUCGUGUGAUAAGUGAAAACGACUGGUGCAAUUCUGGGAAAAUUUUAUAGACAAGAGGACGAGGAGAGGAGUUAUUUGAAUAAUGCCGAAAAUAAGGAUGAGACAUUUGGGGUCACAUGGAGGAAUGUGGCUCCAAAACAGAGAGAUGGGGAUUAAUCCACCUCUUGGGCACAGUGAUCGCUUUUUCAAGACCCUGUACUCUUCGAUACAGCCAGUUACAUCAUGGGAUCAUGGGGAGAAUCUUUGCAACGCCAUGCAUGGAGGUGUAUUCAAUUUAGAAUUUUCCCCUGAUGGAUCUCUUCUCGUUGCAGUCUGCGAGAAGAAGAGCAUCUUGAUGUUCGAUCCACUGUGCAGACGUCUGGUCCAUGCGAUAGAUAAUGCUCACAAUGACUGUGUUAAUUGUGCCAGAUUUCUGGAUCAACGAAUGUUUGCCACCUGCUCAGACGACAGCACAGUAGCCUUAUGGGAUGCGCGAAAUCUCAAACAUCGUAUAAGAACCCUCCAGGGUCAUUCGAACUGGGUCAAAAACAUAGAGUACAGCCCCAACGAUGGAUUACUUCUUACCAGUGACUUUGAUGGCAGCAUAUACACGUGGGACAUAAACAGUUACACCGAGAACAGUUUUUUCUACAAUCGCGUAUUCCACACAAACGGUCUUAUGCGAACAAGACUCACGCCGGACGCAUCCAAGAUGCUCAUAUGCACGACAUCCGGUUAUCUGAUUAUCAUUCACAAUCUCAAGUUGAGCACACUGACUCAGGAUCUGGCAGGAUUCAAGCCCAACAUGUAUCGUCUUAUGCAACUGUCUCAGACAACAAUACCGGUUGCUGCAAGUUUUACACAUUUAUUCUCACACUCUCGAGAGCACAACCGAGUGGAAUUCCUCACGGAUUUCCCUGUGGGAGAUGAUGCUGAAGUUAUAUCGAGUCUUCAAGUGCAUCCCCAGGGCUGGUGUGCCCUCUCUAGGAAUGUUAGUAAUGGUGAAAAAUCAGAGUGGACUUGCAUCCACGAUAUCCAGGAGCGAGAUGCACCUGACACUUCAAAAAAUCAGAACGAGGAGGACUCAGUCCCCUCCUCGAACGACACCACUGAAGACUUCGAGGUAUCUUCCCAGCCACAACCCUCGCGCUCAGGAAUCACCUCGUCUUUCGUGAUCGACAGUGCCAACCGUGCGAGAAUUGUCCAGACGAUGUCGGACGUCCGCUCCAACUCAUUUGUAUCCACUGAUGCAGCCCAGCCACCUCGUCCCUCCAGAACUAACUACUGGCGCAUCAAUGUGCGUUCGAACCUCAAUUCCAGUCGUCCACGGCACAGGAAUCUCAUGAGAACGAAUGCUGGAAUAGUAGAAAUCAGCUCAAGUAUUGAUAAUGCGAGUGAUAGGCCAAAUGCAGAAGACAGUAGACAGGAGCCACUGGCUGAGGAUCAGCAGCCGGAGCGCGAGGAUCAGGACCACAGAGUGCCUCGAGGGAGCUCCCAGUUGAACUACAUCAGACGUAGGAAUAUGCUGGACAAUGGGAAUUUUCCAACAGCCAACGUGGAAUUGCACGUAAGCUCGAGUGACGUUUGGGAGGCUCUAGUGGCCAUUAGGGAGGCAAGGUCGAGGAGAGAGAGAGAAAGAGAAUUCUACACGACGAGUGACACUAGAAAUUGGUUGAGGAGAUCGAGUGGUGGUGUGAGUGUUAGUAUUCCACCAAGAGGCUCGCACACUGUCGUUAUUCUGGGAGAUCGAGGAAGACCGCAGAGUCAAAUUCGUCAGGGGCAGCAGCCCAUGUACGCAAUCCCUAGGAAUCAUAAAAUCCAUCAGAAUAUCUCGAGGUUAACCCAUUACAUUGAAGAGCCCAAUGUGGGCUCAGGCUAUAUCAAGGAGCUGUGCUUCUCCGCUGAUGGCAGGCUCAUCUGCUCACCCUUUGGCUACGGUGUACGUCUCCUCGCCUUCUCCAACGAGUGCCAGGAGCUCUCCAACUGUGUUCCUUCAAUCAACGAGUCUCAGCAACUCUUUGAACUAGCCACCAAUAUCAGUCACUCGGAUAUCGUACUGAGCACGAAAUUCUCACCGAGGCACUGUCUCCUUGUCUCUGGAUGUUUAAGUGGAAAAAUUGUGUGGCAUCAACCUGUAGUCUAGCUGCAAUAAAUGAAACAAAUUGUAACAGCUUAAUUAUGCUCAUUGAUGCGCUUCUCUCGUCCAGUUCAAUUUAAUACUGUGUUCAUUAAUUAAUGAUCCCCCUUUUAAGUUUCUUUGUAUUUUUUAUUCCGUUUUUUUUUCUUCGGUUUGGGAUUGUGGUGGGUAAUUAACGCCAACGAGACCAAUUUCCAUAAUUCCCGAAUAUCGGGGGAGGAUUGCGCAACGAGCAGAAACAUGUAUUGGACAUGUAAAUAAUUGAGAUAGAUACACUUUGAUGAGGAUAUUUAAUCACUUUUGUGUAAAUUAAAUAAAUUGUAAUAAUUUUCUCGAUCUCCGGACAUUGAAAUUGCUAGCGUGACAAUUCUAUGGGGUCUCAUCAUCUUCGAAAUUUCCAAUGUACUGAGAAAAUGAGUACUUAAUCGAUGAUGAUAUUUUGUAGAAAUGUGUGGCACUGCCCCCAGACUUUGUUGAAUCAUGAAUUUAUAACAAUUUUUUAAUAUUAAAAAUACCAGUGAGCACAAUUGGAAAAUGGCUUGCUAUUCUGUACAGUAGUUAAGACUUUUGUUUUCCUUUUCUUUUUCUAUAAUAAAAAACAUAGUGAAAUGGAAUUGCAAGGUUUCAGCUCAUUCGGUUUAUUGAUUGUCGUCUUAUCGAAACCUUUGGGGGAUGGUCAAU
Molecule: messenger RNA, 3277 nt
Organism: Fopius arisanus
Lineage: Eukaryota; Metazoa; Arthropoda; Insecta; Hymenoptera; Braconidae
Product: DDB1- and CUL4-associated factor 10
Exons: 3
Coding region: 563-2602 (679 amino acids)
Cellular component (GO): Cul4-RING E3 ubiquitin ligase complex
Molecular function (GO): protein binding
Source: RefSeq, a predicted model, not a curated record